Messenger RNA from Leptinotarsa decemlineata (Colorado potato beetle), 2518 nucleotides. Its product is annotated as zinc finger HIT domain-containing protein 3. The record is from RefSeq and is a predicted model, not a curated record. Gene Ontology annotation, molecular function: protein binding. Lineage: Eukaryota; Metazoa; Arthropoda; Insecta; Coleoptera; Chrysomelidae.
GUAUUCAGUUGUGUUGUGUUAUUUUUGCUUUGUACUUGUUGGUUUACUUUUGAAAGUUUAAAAUGAAUAAAACCUGCGAUAUUUGUCAGGAGCCGGGAACCUAUAAGUGCCCUACAUGUUUAAUAUUUUACUGCUCAGUCAAGUGCUGUAAACAACAUAGACAAACUUCUUGUGCAGUGGCAAUAUAUAAAAACACCUCCCAAAAGGAUGGAGAAGUGAGUAAUGCGACGAAGAAAAGAAAAAUAGACCCGCCAGUAUCAUUUGAUACAAAAAAGUUGAAAUCUUUGAAAACUGAUGAGGAACUGAAUAAGUUAUUGACCAACAGCCAUUUGAGAAGUCUCCUAAUUACUGUCGAUGGAAGUGAGAAUGCAGAUGAAAUCAUGCAGAAGGCUAUGCAAGAACCGAUUUUUGUAGAAUUUGCUGAUGCAUGUCUAAAAGCUGUGAAUCAAAAUUUUGAUAAGAGUACCUAAAGGCUGCAUCUCAUCUAAUAUCGUAGAUGAGGAAGAGUUCCCUGCUCUUCUCUGGGUUUGUGGGCCAACUUUCAUCAAUUACCAUAGUGAAGCAAACUAGCCGAUAUUAUUAAGUCUGAAGGAGUUUUUAACAGUUGAAGUUGUUAUUUACUAUGGCAAAAAUUCAUGUACCUACCUACAUUUAUAUGUGAUUUGUUUACGAAGUCCAUGGGACCUCGUAAACAUGAAUUGACUCUUAGACAGCACAUGUGAAAUGCCUGAAUGUGAUCUUUCUAAAAGUAAUUCAAUGUUAGUCAAAUUGAAUGUUUCAUUCUAAACCCCAUUGAAUUUAGGAUAGUAUGACAACAUUUUACGGGACAAAUAUGAUUUUGUAAAAAUUUCACAUGGUGUGUUUUAAAGUUGAAGAAUUUUUUUUUACAUGCUAUAUGUUCAAGAUAAGGUGGGUCAGCAUGGAAAAAUCAGUUGAAAUAUAUGAAAUUUCGAAUAGCCUCAGAGAUGUUCAAAAAGAACCUAGUCACCUUGUUCAUAUUUAUUUUUUCAAGACUUUCUAAAGAAGAUAAUGAUAAGAAAACGAGUUUUCCUAUGUGAGUGCUACAAUGUAGCAUUCGCAGAGUUUCAAUCGGAAGUUUCAUCUUCCAGAAACUAUCACCAAUUUUAAUAUUUUGUAUGAACCGAAAAAAAUAAUCAUCCGGUAUAAGUUAGCUGUUUUGGCGACAACUCUACUGAUGUAUCACCGUAAGCAUUGUCUGUGAAAAAGCUCGGUUUCGUUUUUUCCAUGCUGGCCCGCCUUAUCUUUGACACAGUGUACAUUUUUAUAUAUGUAACAUUUUACUUGUCUACAGAGCAGAAAAUGAUAUAUUUUUUGUAAAUGAGGAAUGAUAUUUUUCUUGUUUUUCGGCUUUUUGUGGGACACUUCAUGUAUGUGUAUUUUUCAUUUUUUUUACAUUGGAAGGAAAAGAAUAGCUUUGUUUUGAUAAAGGUAACAUAAAAAUCAUAACAUAAAAAUCAAAUAAUGAAUUUUAAGAUACAGCUAGACUUGAUAGAUUAUUCCUUAAUAUCCACAGUCAAUUUUAUCACAGAUAAAAAACUUGAUUGGUUCAAUUUUUCCACAACAUCAUCUUCACAUUAAUAUCUUAGAACAACAUAUAGAUUCUUAAUUUCAAUCUAACAACUUUUAAAAUAUCUACAUUUUCAUUAUAAGUUGAAUUACAGUAAGAGAUGAGAGUUUCAAAUUUAAUGUGAUUUUCUGUAUUCAUGCUACAAUGAAGGAUUUUAUCUCCCUCCAAUUUGAACAGUUAUUAUUCCUUAUAGUUCUAGAAAAUUUUUGCCAUUCUUCAAGAAUUUUGAUAGUUGUAUUCAUUUUAAUAAAAACUCUUUGUUGAAUAAUUUUUUCUGCAUAUAAAAAAAGGAAAUUAGAAAAUUGUAAGGGUAGUGACUUGAUUUCUCAGAUCUAUUUUCAUCAGCCAGAUCAUCUAUAAUGUUUAAACAAUAGGUAUAUUUACCUAAGAAAUUUAGUUUUGUUUGGAUUUUUUUUCGAAAAAAUCCUCAGUAUAAAGCUCAUUCUUUAAACGAAUUGAUUCGAUGUAGCCCCCGACUAUGUGGUAAGAGAUCAUCAUGAAAAAUGAGAAAUAAAACCUUGCAUGUUUUUUUUCUACUUGUAUUUGUAACUAAUGUUACUGCAGUUUCAUCCUAUAAGAACAUUUUAAAACAAAUGCAAUAAACUCUUAUUAUAUUCGUUUGAAAAAGUUCUUAUAGGACAAAAUUACAGUUUCGUUAGUUACAAAUACAACUAGUAAAAAACAAAGUUUCAUUUUUCUUGAUUCUUUGAAUAUUUGCGUAAUAACCGUCAAGCAAACGUUGAAGUUGCUUUUGAUUAAUGUAAUAAUAAUAGAACUGAAGCAUGUAAGAGAAAUUCUAGGAAUAUGUUAUAGCUCUUAGUUGUUAAUCAUUCGAAGAAUACAUGCAUUUCAUCAUAUUUGAAAAAAAUUGUUUAAGAAACAGCAAAAAUUAUAGUAUAGACACGCCUGAAGAAGCUAUUGUAUAGCGAA